GCGAAAAUGAUUGUUCUGCGCGUCGUUUUGUGCGAGGACGCGAUGCGUCAGAACCUAGCCAUAGACGUCUUCGAUGUAAGAAAGAAAACCUGGACUGGAAAUGAGUAUUGUUCGUAUUUCGUGCACAGGCAAGAACGCAGUGCCCUCAGCGACCGUACUAGACGUGACGGGCUUCAUGGCAGAGCUCCAGGGAGCCGUGGCUUCCAUCUUCAAAGGCAGCGCCACCAACGGUAGCCCCGUCGCAGCAGAGGCGGUCUCGGCGCCUUCUCCAACGACCAGUGCUACAUCACAAGUGGCACUGUUACCGGAUUCUAGACGGCUGGAAGCUGAUCACGAACACCUUUUCGCUGCGCUCGAAGGCCCAAGAAAGAGCACGAACGGAACGACGCUGCAAAGGCCCGUGGGUGCAGGAGGCAGCUUCCCGCGGCGCUGGCUGCGCCGCCUGCGCGCCUGGCACUCCCUCCCACCGCUGGCGCAGGCGCUGCUUCCGGCCAUGACGUCGGCGGUCAGCGUGGACUCGCCGGUCGCCUUCUUCCGGCCGCCCUUCUACGUUCCGGGAGCACCGCCGGCGUACAACCUCGCUGCGCUGGGUCAGGUCAUCGCCCGGGCCCUGGCGCAUGAGCUGAUCGAGCGACGUCGCGCCGAUCCAGCCGUCGGAGAGCGCUGGCGUAGCUUCUGGGAAAGCAGCGACGCCGCCGACGACGACAGCAUUUACUGCCUGCGCACCGGACACAACAAGAACGACACCUGGCGGCAGCGGAGACUCAACGAAAGCGAGAUCGGCGACGCGGCGCGCCUUCGGGAAGCGCUGGGUUCCAGGAUAGCCUACUUGGCCUUCCAGAGAAACCGACGUAGCGCUGCCGCCGCCGGGGGUGGCGCUGUUCGCCGUCCGGCGGCCGCCGAUCAUCUGCCGGGAGUGAAUCUGUCGAGCAAGCAGCAGUUCUUCGUGAUGCACUGCGCGCUCGGCUGCGCCAUGGGAGGGGACCGUGGUCGUGCCCUCCCGGGUAGUCCGGCCGACCAGCUGCAACAGCGCUGCAUGGUCGUGUACCAGACGCGAAGGCGUCUCGUCGACCGAAGCUGCGGAGCCACGCUCGCCAGCGGUAGCGUGCCUAACGACUGCCGUUACAUAUAAGCUGCUAUUAAAGACGAUC
Messenger RNA from Rhipicephalus sanguineus (brown dog tick), 1151 nucleotides. RefSeq lists its product as uncharacterized. The coding region runs from base 101 to 1132 and encodes 343 amino acids. Lineage: Eukaryota; Metazoa; Arthropoda; Arachnida; Ixodida; Ixodidae. Gene Ontology annotation, molecular function: metalloendopeptidase activity. The record is from RefSeq and is a predicted model, not a curated record. The transcript is spliced from 4 exons. Gene Ontology annotation, biological process: proteolysis.